AACUUCGAAGACGGAUUCCCUUGUAGCCUCAGUCCACCUCCGAAUCAGCUAGAAGUUACACGUGUAUAAAAGUAAAACCAGAAAAAUUGUACGUUAAAGAAAUCAGUCGAUCGUCGGUUUCUGCUCCUCAAACACUUGGCUCUUUUUUUCCGAAAAAACAACUUUUAUCUCGUGUCCGGUUCGUAAGAAUAUUUUUCUCCUACCGGCAAGAUGCGUGAAAUUGUGCACAUCCAGGCCGGUCAGUGCGGUAACCAGAUCGGCGGCAAGUUCUGGGAGGUGAUAUCCGAUGAGCAUUGCAUAGACGCCACAGGAACCUACUAUGGCGACAGUGAUCUGCAGCUCGAGCGCAUUAAUGUCUACUAUAACGAGGCUACCGGCGCCAAGUAUGUGCCGCGUGCCAUCCUGGUGGACCUUGAGCCCGGCACCAUGGACUCUGUACGUUCCGGCGCCUUUGGACAGAUUUUCCGGCCAGACAACUUUGUUUUUGGCCAGUCGGGUGCCGGCAACAACUGGGCCAAGGGUCACUACACAGAGGGAGCAGAGCUGGUAGACUCUGUCCUGGAUGUUGUAAGGAAGGAGUCAGAGGGCUGUGAUUGCCUGCAGGGCUUCCAGCUUACCCACUCGCUGGGUGGUGGCACUGGCUCUGGCAUGGGCACCCUGUUGAUCUCAAAGAUCCGCGAGGAGUACCCAGACCGCAUCAUGAACACCUUUUCGGUGGUGCCCUCGCCCAAGGUGUCCGAUACCGUUGUGGAGCCCUACAAUGCCACCCUGAGCGUGCAUCAACUGGUGGAGAACACCGACGAGACGUACUGCAUCGACAAUGAGGCGCUUUAUGACAUCUGCUUCCGUACCCUGAAGCUGACUACGCCCACGUACGGCGAUCUUAAUCAUCUGGUCUCCGCCACCAUGUCGGGGGUGACCACCUGCUUGAGGUUCCCUGGCCAGCUGAAUGCUGAUCUACGCAAGCUGGCCGUGAAUAUGGUGCCCUUCCCCCGGCUGCACUUCUUCAUGCCCGGGUUCGCACCGCUAACCUCUCGCGGAUCGCAGCAGUACCGUGCCCUGACCGUUCCAGAGCUGACCCAGCAGAUGUUCGAUGCCAAGAACAUGAUGGCCGCCUGUGAUCCGCGUCAUGGUCGCUACCUGACGGUCGCCGCCAUCUUUCGCGGUCGCAUGUCCAUGAAGGAGGUGGACGAACAGAUGCUUAACAUCCAGAACAAGAACAGUAGCUUUUUCGUUGAGUGGAUUCCCAACAACUGCAAGACGGCCGUGUGCGACAUCCCGCCUCGAGGCCUUAAGAUGUCGGCCACCUUCAUUGGUAACUCCACGGCCAUCCAGGAGCUGUUCAAGCGCGUUUCGGAGCAGUUUACGGCCAUGUUCCGGCGCAAGGCCUUCUUGCAUUGGUAUACCGGCGAGGGCAUGGAUGAGAUGGAGUUCACUGAGGCUGAGAGCAACAUGAACGAUCUGGUGUCGGAGUACCAGCAAUACCAGGAGGCCACCGCCGAUGAGGAGGGUGAAUUCGACGAGGAUGAAGAGGGCGGAGGAGACGAAUAAGCACACGAAUAUACACACUCGCACUAUCACACACACGCUGCACUAAAAACCUGCUCCAUGAUCCUGCACACACAGCCACACACACACACCUCUCCAAAUGGAACCACAAACUAAACUGCACUGACCCCGACCCAUAUUUCCAGAAUUCUAAUUUGCACAGCCUUAAAUCGAGCACACAGAGUUUCUACAUUUCGUUGGCAAUGCUCGCUCCUAGGUGAAUAUCACACCAUUUGAUCAUAAACACCAUUGUAAUUUUGAUGCUGCACAGUUAUUAAUCAUGUUGCUAGUGACAAGUCACCUAUUAUGUGUAUAAAUAAAUGUUUGUUUUGGAAUCGAAA
Messenger RNA from Drosophila kikkawai, 1889 nucleotides. It is a transcript of the gene betaTub85D, whose product is annotated as beta-Tubulin at 85D. The record is from RefSeq and is a predicted model, not a curated record. Lineage: Eukaryota; Metazoa; Arthropoda; Insecta; Diptera; Drosophilidae. Gene Ontology annotation, cellular component: cytoplasm; microtubule. Gene Ontology annotation, biological process: microtubule cytoskeleton organization; mitotic cell cycle. Gene Ontology annotation, molecular function: GTPase activity; GTP binding; structural constituent of cytoskeleton.